GCUAGCACGGCUGGUCGGAAGGAUGGGCCACCUAUUAAUUUAUUUUUGUCAUUUCAAAUAACAAAAACAUCGUUGGAACCGGGUCGGUGACUUCCGAACGCCAAAUCUCCAAUCACUUUCUGUCGGUCUGUCCGUCUUCUCGAAGGUACAUAUAGCGCGCGCCGUCCUUCAAUUUUCGUUCUCAUUUGCUGCCCAAUUGGUUUUGUUUCUUAAUCCCAUCUCCGAACCCAUCACUUUAAUUAAGUUUGUUUCUUUUAUUUUCCCUUCCAAAAAUCACGACAAACUGAAACAAAAACGAAAAGAAAAUCUUUUUACGGGGGGUUUGAUGUAAAAAUAAAACCGAUCAUGAUGCAAUCCGUGAAAUACUGGUUAUCAGAGCAUCCGUCGAUCGUGAACUUUCGUUGGAGCCACACCCAAUCGUUGGGUUCUACUUGGUCCUUCCUCUUCUCCUCCAUCGCCGUUUACGUCGUCACCGCCGUCACCCUACACGCCUUCCUCUCUCUCAUCCUCCAUAACCGCCGACGGGUUCCGCUCGGACCAAUCCCAGCCAUCCACAGCCUCUGCAUCUCCUUGAUAUCAGCUGUCAUUUUCGUUGGCAUCCUCGUCUCCGCGGCCUCCGAGAUUCGCGACACUCGCUGGUUCUGGCGCCGCACGAAAACCAUCACCACCCCAUUCCAGUGGUUCCUCUGCUUCCCACUCGGAACGCGCCCUUCGGGUCGCGUAUUCUUCUGGUCCUACGUGUUUUACCUCUCCCGUUUCCUUCACCUCUUCCGAACAUUCUUCACCGUCCUCCUCCACCGUAAAUUAACAUUCUUUCACCUCUUUAACCAAUCAAUCCUUCUAUGCAUGUCUUUCCUAUGGCUCGAGUUCUCUCAAUCAUUUCAAGUCCUAGCUAUUUUGUUAGCCACUUUAUUAUACUCCGUAGUGUAUGGGUAUCGCUUCUGGACGGCGAUUGGGCUGCCAAGCGCCUGCUUCCCGUUCGUGGUGAAUUGUCAGGUGGUGCUUUUGGGGUGUAACUUGGUCUGCCAUUUUGGGGUUCUUUCACUGCAUUUUCUGAAAGGUGGGUGCAAUGGCAUGGGAGCUUGGGGUUUCAACUCUGUACUCAACGGCCUGAUUCUUUGGCUGUUCCUCAAUUUCUAUGUUAAGAGGCAUUUGAGAAAGAGAAAUAUCAAUGAUAUUAGUGGACAUGGUGGUUCUCCUUCUUCUUCAGCUCGUUCCUGUGGUAGCUUAGAGUCGGAAAUAAAGAACUUCGUUCAAAGAUGAUCAGAAAACGACUGGGGGAAGAAUUCUACUUUAGAACUAAUUAGAAUUUAAGGGAUAUGAAGUUUCUUAC
This is a messenger RNA of Durio zibethinus, 1333 nucleotides long. Its product is annotated as GNS1/SUR4 membrane protein family. Gene Ontology annotation, biological process: fatty acid elongation, monounsaturated fatty acid; fatty acid elongation, saturated fatty acid; very long-chain fatty acid biosynthetic process. Gene Ontology annotation, cellular component: endoplasmic reticulum membrane. Lineage: Eukaryota; Viridiplantae; Streptophyta; Magnoliopsida; Malvales; Malvaceae. Gene Ontology annotation, molecular function: fatty acid elongase activity. The record is from RefSeq and is a predicted model, not a curated record.